Molecule: messenger RNA, 492 nt
Organism: Acanthosepion pharaonis
Lineage: Eukaryota; Metazoa; Mollusca; Cephalopoda; Sepiida; Sepiidae
Source: the annotation of a GenBank genome assembly
AUGCCCUCUGUGCUUUCCUUUCUCAUUUUUCCCCGUUUUCUCACAACCUUUCUCUUUCUUUUUCCUCUUCCUUGCAACCUUUCUCUUUCUUUUUCCUCCUCCUUGCAACUUUUCUCUUUCUUUUUCCUCCUCCUUGCAACCUUUCUCUUUCUUUUUCCUCCUCCUUGCAACCUUUCUCUUUAUUUCUCUUCCCUCUUACAUCGUCUUUUCUUCUCCUUCUUCUUACACCCCUUCUGUUUGUUUCUCCUCUUCCUUAAAUCCUUUCCUCUUCGUCAUCCUUUUUAUGUGCUUUCUUUUUCUCCUCCUCCUUACACCCUUUGUCCUCCUCCUCAUACUUUUCUUUUUCUAUUCGUUUUCUCUUUCUUUUUUCUUUUCUUUCUUAUCUCUGUCUCUGUCUGCCUGUCUCUCUCUCUCUCUUUCUUCUUGCACCUUUUUUCAUUUUCUCUAUUUCUUUGUCCCGCUUUUAUUAUUUUCUUUCUUCUUUCUCCUUAA